AUGAAGAAACACCGAAUCAAUUUAGAUUCGGAUUUUAAGCCGAAAAAACAAUGCACAGAAGAGUCCAAGAUCAGCGGCGGAGACGGGACUGCGUCUGCUGCAGCAGGCUCCAGCAAAACUGUGACCGGCUUGAAUCCAAACACCGGACUAGCAUACACCCAACACUACUAUGAACUGUUUCGCAAGCGCAUUCAACUGCCUGUAUGGGAGUAUCAAGACAAGUUUCUAACUCUUCUUGGACAGGAAAACAUCAUGGUUCUUGUUGGUGAAACUGGCAGUGGAAAGACUACUCAAAUUCCACAAUGGUGUGUAGACUACUGCAGAAAGAAUAGCAUCAAAAUUGGAGUUGCUUGCACACAACCUCGUCGAGUGGCCGCCAUGUCGGUUGCAACUCGCGUGGCCGAAGAGAUGGACGUUGAACUAGGACAAGAAGUGGGCUACUCCAUUCGAUUUGAGGACUGCUGCAGCUCUCGCACCGUCCUGAAGUACUGCACCGACGGUAUGCUCUUGCGUGAGGCCAUGUCCGAUCCACUGCUUGAGGCAUACAGCAUCAUCAUUCUCGACGAGGCUCACGAAAGAACUCUAAGCACUGAUCUACUAAUGGGCGUCCUCAAGCAGGUAGUUGCCAAGCGUAAUGAUUUGAAAAUCAUCGUCAUGAGUGCUACACUUGAUGCUGGAAAAUUUCAAAACUACUUUGACAGCUGUCCUCUUUUAAGUGUUCCCGGUAGAACUCAUCCAGUUGAAAUUUUCUACACUCCUGAACCCGAACGGGACUACCUUGAAGCGGCUAUUCGUACUGUCGUCCAGAUUCACAUGUGCGAGGACGAAGGGGAUGUAUUACUGUUUCUCACUGGUCAAGAAGAAAUUGAAGAAGCAUGCAAAAGAAUCAAGAGAGAAGUCGAUAGUCAUGGCAAUGAUGUUGGAGAAUUAAAGUGCAUUCCACUCUACUCAACACUACCUCCAAACAUGCAGCAGAAAAUAUUUGAUCCUGCACCAGCUAGCAAGAAUGGUUUGGUUGGAAGAAAGGUGGUCGUGUCAACUAACAUUGCUGAAACAUCCCUAACCAUCGAUGGCGUAGUCUAUGUUAUUGAUCCCGGAUUUUCAAAGCAAAAAGUUUACAAUCCUCGUAUUCGGGUAGAGUCGCUUUUGGUUUCUCCCAUUUCACGGGCUUCUGCCCAACAGCGUGCCGGUCGUGCUGGUCGUACUAAACCAGGAAAGUGCUUCCGGCUCUACACAGAGAAGGCAUUUAAAAAUGACAUGCAAGAGCAGACGUAUCCAGAGAUUCUUCGCUCAAACCUGGGCAUGAUUGUUUUGCAGUUGAAGAAACUUGGAAUUCACGACCUUGUUCACUUUGACUUUAUGGACCCUCCAGCACCUGAAACACUGAUGCGAGCACUGGAAUUACUCAACUACCUUGGUGCUUUAGAUGACGAAGGCGAAAUGACUGAUACUGGCGCCAUCAUGGCCGAAUUCCCACUUGAUCCUCAACUAGCGAGAAUGCUAAUCUCUUCUUGUGAUUACAAUUGCUCUAAUGAAAUUCUGUCAAUUGUUGCCAUGCUUUCUGUUCCGCAGUGUUUUGUCAGACCCAACGAGCAGAAAAAGGCCGCUGACGAUGCAAAGCUUCGAUUCGCCCACGUUGAUGGGGACCACUUGACUCUGCUAAAUGUUUAUCACGCUUUUAAAGCAAACAAAGAUGAUCCUUCCUGGUGCUAUGACAACUUUAUCAAUUACCGUUCACUAAAAACGGCUGACAAUGUUCGCCAGCAACUUUCUCGAAUUAUGGACCGGUUUAACUUGAAGCGAACUUCGACGGAAUUUACCUCUAGAGAUUAUUACUUGAAUAUUCGCAAGGCACUUGUGUGUGGAUAUUUCAUGCAGGUUGCCCACCUUGAGCGAAAUGGCGUCUAUUUGACAAUCAAAGACAACCAAGUGGUUUACCUUCAUCCAUCUUCUGUUUUGGAACAUAAACCUGAGUGGGCCUUGUACAAUGAAUUUGUGCUAACUACUAAAAACUAUAUCCGAACAGUGACUGAGAUAAAGCCUGACUGGUUGUUACGUAUCGCCCCUGCCUACUAUAAUUUGGAGUAUUUCCCUCAGUGCGAGGCUAAGAGACAACUCGAGUUUUUAUCCAGCCGAAUUCAAGAAAGACAACUGAGGCGGCAAAUGAAAUGAAAUGAAAGUGUGAGGGAGUGUUCGAUGUGUGUGCUUGCAGUGACUGCAGUGCUGCAAUGA
Messenger RNA from Rhagoletis zephyria (snowberry fruit fly), 2232 nucleotides. Lineage: Eukaryota; Metazoa; Arthropoda; Insecta; Diptera; Tephritidae. The record is from RefSeq and is a predicted model, not a curated record.